This is a messenger RNA of Melampsora larici-populina 98AG31, 474 nucleotides long. RefSeq lists its product as uncharacterized. Lineage: Eukaryota; Fungi; Basidiomycota; Pucciniomycetes; Pucciniales; Melampsoraceae. The record is from RefSeq and is a predicted model, not a curated record. The transcript has a single exon. Bases 1 to 474 code for a protein of 157 amino acids.
AUGGCAUAUUUCGACCCCGAUCACCUUUGCUGUACUUGUGUUCCUCUUGGCUGCUCAGAACGCCAGUUCCAGAAACACGGGCAGAUUCACACAGGACGCCUGUUCCAUUGGACUAAUUUUACUAAUCAUCUGAAAGCCUCUGAUGCAGCUGCUUUGAGCAUCAAGAAAGUCAUUGAUCAACCCACGUCUCAGUCAGCCUUGGGUCAUAGUGACGAUCUUGCCACAGGUCACAUCACUGGAAUCACUUCAGGUAUCAAUAUUGGCCUUACAACAGCUACCAAUCGCAAACGGGCACGAUCACCUGAUCAAACCCAAUCAUCUUCAACUGCUCAUGGUUCAGAACGACGUCCUUUUCAUAAGAUCCGACGGCUAGAGUCAGCCUCCAAUCCUCAAGAGACUGAUCUCAGUGUGCCACAGACUCAACAACCACUGGUGAGACCUGCACACCACCUUGAAUCUUCCAACGAGUCAUAA